Rhagoletis zephyria (snowberry fruit fly) is the source of this 1688-nucleotide messenger RNA. RefSeq names its product myb/SANT-like DNA-binding domain-containing protein 1. Gene Ontology annotation, cellular component: nuclear body. Gene Ontology annotation, biological process: positive regulation of DNA-templated transcription. The record is from RefSeq and is a predicted model, not a curated record. NCBI's taxonomy places the organism in Eukaryota, Metazoa, Arthropoda, Insecta, Diptera, Tephritidae.
CAAAAUUCGUCCCCCGUUAAUCUGUAAUUAUAAAAUAAUCUCAGAUUAUAACGAUAGUUUUCUCCAUACAACUCUGUGUUUUCUGUGUUAUCGAUAAUUAUUACUACGAAGUAAAGGAGAAACGUCAAAGUAAAAAGUAAACGAAAUGGACGCCGGCAAAGAAAAGAGAAAGAAGCGAUCGCAAUGGCAUAAAGAAGAAGUCGACCUUCUUCUGGAUUUGUGGGAGGAAAAGUUGCCGCAACUUCGAGGCUGCAAACGAAACUCCCAUGUAUAUGCGGACAUGGCAGUGGAAAUGGCCACAAGAGGCUUUGUAUUUUCCGCAAACGAAAUUCAAGUCAAAAUACAUAAUUUAACCAAUAAAUAUAGAGAUGAGAAAAAGAUUGUUGGGCCUUCAGGCGGCACACCAUCUGCGUGGGGGCACUACAACAAAGUGCACCAAAUCCUCGGCGCUACAAGUCCUUUAACUUGGAAGCAAUAGUGGAGGAGAGUACAGUUGAGACACUUGAAGUUGUGGUAGAUGAAGAGUGCUACAAUAGGCCCUCUGAAAUUGAAGCAACUUCUCCUUCGCCUGAAUUUUUAAUACUGGAGGAAUGUUCUUCAGAACCUCCGAAAAAGCGGAGGAAAAAAAAAGAAAAUGUUAAUUUCCAAGAUGAAUUUAUUGAAGAAUUUCGCGCGGCCAACCAAACAAUCGCUUUGGAAAUGAAAGAGCUGAAAGAGGAUAGCAAAGAAGCCCUGCAAAUUGAAAGGGAUCGGAAUGCUAUUCUCGAAAAAUUUCUAGAGGCUUUCAAACAAAAUAAGUAAUAAAAUUUCGGGUCAUUUCCAAAUUGCAGGAAGGAAAUAAAAGUGCCUUACUGUUUAAUUUAAGUGUCCUGCUUAAUGUUAUUUGGGGAUGAUCCUAAAUAAAAUUACUUAUUUUAUAAAUCUUUUUAUUUGGUAAAUUUAUUUAAAUAUAGUUGAUAGCUCAACGAAAACCGUGUAAAACAAAGUUCGGAAUUUUGUAGAAAAUUUAGAAAAAAUUAAAUUGUCCCCAAAAUACAAGUUUUUUAACAAGAAUUUUAUGAAAAUUUUAGGAAUGCUUGCAAUUUAUGUACAAGAAUUUAAAAUGGGCUAUAAAGCUUCAUUAAUAAAUUUGGUGAAAAUUUGAUUUUUCCUAAAUUUUCUACAAAGUUCAGAACUUGGUUUUACAGUUUUCGUUGAGCUAUCAACUAUAUUUAAAUAAUAAAUUUACCAAACAAAAAGAUUUAUAAAAAAGUAAUUUUAUUUAGGGUCAUCUCCAAAUAACAUUAAGGCGGACACUUAAAUUAAACAGUAAGGCACUUUUAUUUCCUUCCUGCAAUUUGGAAAUGGCCCGAAACUACACACUUGGCCAAAAGUAUUAGGUACCCCAAUAUAACACAUUUUUUUUUUUAAUUUUUCUUUUGUUUAUUUAAUGUUUAAUAUUUUUUUUAUAAACUCCUGGCUCACUAUUUAACAAAAAAACACAUACAUCCAAAUUCUAAACUUUGUGAAAAAAAUAUAACAGUUCUGCAAACUUUAACCAACAUUUCCAACUUUUUAUUCAGAAGGUUUGGAAAAAAUUAGGUAUGCAGUUUUGUAGCCCAUAAAAUUUUAGUAUACAUAGUAGUAUUUAGUAGUUAUUAAAGAAUCCCGUUCGUUUUUUACGAUUUUUUUCGUUGACGGUGUCAUAC